AUGGUUGUUCUGCUGCAUCUGCUCACCCUUUACUCCCUGAGCGUGUUGAGCGGCGCGUCCGCCGCCACUCACUAUAAUUGCAACGGUCCUCUGGUGUCCACGUUGCCGCAGUCGUCCUUUCAGGGCUCCUCUCAGUCGUCGGUCGCUUACGCCGCUCACAACGCCAAGCUCAACCGGAGAGACGGAGCAGGAGGCUGGUCCCCCGUCGUGACCGAACAAGAGCCCUGGCUCCAGGUGGACCUCAAGGAGCAGAUGGAGGUGACGGCCGUGGCCACGCAGGGACGCUUCGACAGCUGGGACUGGGUGGGCGGGUACCUCCUCCUGUACAGCGACACGGGCCGGGCCUGGAAACAGUACAGGCACGAGGACGGCGUGGGGAGGUUGGUGGGCAACGUGAACUCGGAGGCCGUGGUCCAGAACAAGCUGUCCCACCCGGUGAGGACGCGCUUCCUGCGCUUCGUCCCCCUGGACUGGAACCCCAGCGGCUGGAUGGGCCUUCGGGUGGAGGCGUACGGCUGCUCCUACAAGUCCUACGUGGCCGACUUUGACGGCAGGAGCUCGUUGCUGUACCGGUUCAACCAGAAGUCCAUGUCCACGGUGAAGGACGUGGUCUCUCUGCGCUUCAAGAGCCACCAGGCCGAGGGGGUCCUGCUGCACGGGGAGGGCCAGAGGGGGGAUUACAUCACCCUGGAGCUUCACCGGGGGGCCCUGGACCUCUACCUCAACUUAGACGACAGCCGGCCGAGGUUCAGCAGCGGCCGCGUGGCCGUCACCGUGGGCAGCCUGCUGGACGACCAGCAGUGGCACUCGGUGCACAUCGAGCGCUUCAACAAGCAGGUCAACCUCACGGUGGACUCCCACACACAGCACUUCCACACCAAAGGGGAGGGGCACUCUCUGGAGGUGGACUACGAGCUGAGCUUCGGAGGCAUCCCGCUGCCCGGUAAACCCGGCACCUUCCUGAGGAAGAACUUCCACGGCUGCGUGGAGAACCUCUACUACAACGGGAUCAACGUCAUCGACCUGGCCAAGAGACGCAAGCCACAGAUACACAGCGUGGGCAACGUGACCUUCUCGUGUUCGCCGCCCCAGCUGGUGGCCUGCACCUUCCUGAGCUCCAGCAGCAGCUUCCUGUCGCUCCCGGCGCCGGCGCCGGCGGCGGGGGGGUCUGCCGCGGGGGGGUUCUCCGUCCGCUUCCAGUUCAGGACGUGGAACCCGGACGCGCUGCUGCUCUCCGUGCAGCUGAACCCGGAGCCCCGCCGGCUGGAGCUGCAGGUCAACGGCAGCCGGCUGCAGCUGACCCUCCACGGCUCGGAGAGGACCAGAUCGGAAGUCUCAGCCGGUCAGCGAGUCAACGACGGUCUGUGGCACUCGGUGGGUCUCAACACGAGGAACCAGCAGGUCUCCCUGACCGUGGACGGAGAACCGGCCUCCACCAUCGAGCUGUGGGAGCAGCUGGAGUCCAGAGGCAGCUUCAACUUCGGAGGUUGUCCUCCGGCCGACUGUCAGAACCCGACUCCGGACCUCCAGGGAUGCGUGCGGCUCGUCUUCCUCAACAGCCAGCCCGUGGAUCUCAACCGCGUCCAGCAGGGGCUGCUGGGAAAUUAUAACGAGCUUCAGUUCGACACGUGCAACAUAAGAGACAGGUGCCUCCCCAACCUGUGUGAGCACGGCGGCCGCUGCUCUCAGACGUGGAGCUCGUUCUCCUGCGACUGCUCGGGAACCGGAUACUCCGGAGCCACUUGUCACAACUCCAUCUACGAGUCGUCCUGCGAGGCCUACAAGCUGAUUGGCAGCUCCUCCGGCUUCUACUCCAUCGACCCGGAUGGCAGCGGUCCCCUGGGGCCCGCCCAGGUGUACUGCAACAUGACAGAGGAGAAGGUGUGGACGGUGCUGGCCCACGACGUCCCGUCCCCGGUGGCGGUCCGUGGCUCCUCCCUCCACAGCCCUCACGUCACGAGGUUGAACUACAGCGCGUCGGCGGAGCAGCUGCGCUCCGUGGUGACGGGCGCCGAGCAGUGCCAACAGGAAGUGGUUUACAACUGCAAGAAGUCCCGCCUCUUCAACACCAAAGACGGCAGUCCGUUAACCUGGUGGCUGGACUGGGAGGGCGAGAGGCGGAGCUACUGGGGAGGCUUCCUGCCGGGAGUCCAGCAGUGCUCCUGCAGCCUGGAGGAGAACUGCGUGGACAUGAACUACUUCUGCAACUGUGAUGCCGACACUGACGCAUGGGCUAAUGACACGGGGAUCCUCUCCUACAAAGACCACCUGCCGGUGAGCCAGAUCGCGGUCGGGGACACCAACAGGACGGGCUCGCGGGCCGUCUACCACAUCGGCCCGCUGCGUUGUUAUGGAGACAAGUCUCUGUGGAACGCGGCGUCCUUCUACCAGGAGUCCUCCUACCUCUACUUCCCCACCCUGCAGGCCGAGCUCGCCUCGGACAUCUCCUUCUACUUCAAGACGAGCGCUCCGUCGGGAGUGUUCCUGGAGAACCAGGGCCUCAAGGACUUCAUCAGGGUGGAGCUCAGCUCUCCCUCGGUGGUGACUUUCUCCUUUGAUGUGGGAAACGGUCCAGCGGUCCUGACCGUGAAGUCCCACCUCCCUCUGAAUGACAGGCAGUGGCACUACGUGAGGGCGGAGCGCAACGUGAAGGAGGCCUCGCUGCAGGUCGACCAGCUCCCGCUGCGCCUCCUGGAGGCUCCGGCUGACGGACACCUCCGCCUGCGGCUCAGCAGCCAGCUGUUUGUGGGAGGAACGGCGUCCCAGCAGAGAGGCUUCCUGGGCUGCAUCCGGACUCUGACCGUCAACGGCGUGCACUUUGACCUGGAGGAGAGGGCCAAGAUGACGCCGGGCGUGACCUCCGGUUGCCCCGGCUACUGCAGCGGCUCCACCAGCCUCUGCCACAACCGGGGGCGGUGCGUGGAGAAGAGCAACGGCUACGUGUGCGACUGCUCCCAGUCGGCCUACGGGGGCACCACCUGUAACCAAGAGGUGUCGGUGUCCUUCGACACGGAGUCCUCGGUGACCUACACCUUCCAGGAGCCCUUCUCGGUGAUGCAGAACAGACGCUCGCAGGCCUCCAGCGUGUCGGCGGAGAGGAGCAGCAGCAGCCGGGCCAGAGAGGACGUGGCCUUCAGCUUCGUCACCUCCCAGAGGCCGGCCAUGCUGCUCGCUGUCAGCACCUUCAGCCAGCAGUACAUCGCCGUCAUCCUGGCCAAGAACGGCAGUCUGCAGAUCUGGUACCACCUCCAGACCGACAGGAGCCCCGACGUCUUCAGCCCCGUCGCGGCCAACAUGGCGGACGGACGGCUGCACCGGAUCAGGAUCCACCGGGUGGGGAAGAACCUCUACGUGCAGAUCGACCAGGACGUCCACAGGAAGUACAGCCUGUCGUCUGAGGCGGAGCUGAUCUCCAUCAGGUCCCUGACGUUGGGCAAAGUCACCGGUAACGAGCGCCUGGACGAGGAGGCCACGCUGGCGGCCUCCCGGGGCUUCGUGGGCUGCCUCUCCUCGGUGCAGUUCAACCACGUCGCCCCGCUGAAGGCGGCGCUCACCAACCGCGGGAGCUCGUUGGUCACCGUGAGGGGGCCGCUGGUGCAGUCCAACUGCGGAGCGCUGGCGGAGUCCACCUCGCACACGCUGCAGGAUCAAACGGUAACAGCCAAUAAAGACAAGGAGCAGCACGGCGGCAGCACCCAGAAGGAUCUGGUCGUGAUCGCAGGUGUGGUCACGGCGGUGGUCUUCAUCGCCGUGUGCGCCCUGGCUGUGAUAAGCCGCCUCCUCUACCAGCAGCGGCGGGCCCAGAGGAGCGCCGGCAUCAAAGAGGAGAACCGGCUCGGCAUGUACACGGACUACAGGACAGAGCUGCACCUGCACAACUCGGUCAGGGAGAACAUGAAGGAGUUCUACAUCUGACUGCGUGGACAGGAAAGCCACGG
Molecule: messenger RNA, 3938 nt
Organism: Cyclopterus lumpus (lumpfish)
Lineage: Eukaryota; Metazoa; Chordata; Actinopteri; Perciformes; Cyclopteridae
Gene: cntnap5a
Product: contactin associated protein family member 5a
Exons: 24
Coding region: 1-3915 (1304 amino acids)
Source: RefSeq, a predicted model, not a curated record